AUGACCAAGGACAGCUUCAACGUGGUCAUCGUUGGCGCAGGCAUUGCCGGUCUCGCCACUGCACAUGCUAUCGAGAGAGCGAAAAGUCAAGGGAGGGGCCAGAAUGUACGUGUGACGGUGUAUGAGAGACAGGCCGACGAAAGCAACUUCUCAAGGUAUCCUAUCUGGCUGGCACCGGACGGACGUGCAGCGCUCCGAAACAUUCUCAGUCCUUCUGAAUUUGACCAGCUUCUCACCGUAUCGGAUCACGGCUUGACCCACGGUGGCAUCUCAAUCCUCCUUCCAUCAUUGCAGAAUCUGUUUUCGGUCAGACGAUACGAAGGUCAAACACCAUUUGCUAUACACCGAUGGCUGCUCAAGGAUGCUUUGGAGCAAGGCGUCAACGUACAGCGUGGUGCCGAUGGGAUGGGGUCGAUCCUUCGGGCACAGCUGUAUCCGGAAAUGGGACGGUUCCCGACGCUACCAUAUCUUACCGUCCAAUUCAAGCUCCUGCCCCGGACUCAUCUGAAUCUACACGACCCACACGGCAUCAACACCAUCACUGGGACGAGGUCUUAUGCUCUUCUUAUGAUCCCUCUGUCCGGUCAUCCUGUACCCCAGCUUCCCGCUUCCGCUAGGGAAAACAACCCAUUUGCCUCAAACGAGGAUAUCGAGCCAACGCUCAAGGCAUUGGAUCAACCUAAUCCAGAUUACAUCUUCUGCGCAUGCAGUCUCAAGAUGUUUCACGGAUGGGAAGAUAUGACGCCUGUCUCGUGGAUAGACAAGAUGGCCACGUUACUGGAAUCGGAUCGAGGAGAUGCGAAUCUCAUCAAGACGAUAAGGGAAGACGUGGUCCCUCAGACCGUUGGUGCUUGGCAAGUCGUCUGUUGCGAUGAUAAAGAUCCAUUGGAAUGGAAAGGCGGGAGGACAGUCUUGAUUGGUGAUGCAGCUCAUACUAUGCCUCCUCAGGGCGGAGCUGGAGGCGCAACCUCGUUGUGUGAUGCACAGGCAUUAGCAGAAGUCAUUGUUUCCAGUGACGAGGCGGGCGGUCAGGGCGGACCGAUCGACGCUCUGUUGCCUUCGUUUCACCGACAGAUGCUCACCCGAGCAUAUGGAUACAUGAAGGAUGCCAAAAGGCGACUACACCUAUCUAUGAAAGAGGGUUACGCCGUGUACUGGCAGAGAGCUCUGUUGACUAUCAUGAGCUGGAUCUGGCCAUUGGCACAUUGGGUUCUCAGCAGAGGUCAAGUCAGUGCACGAGCCGCUGCCAACCGUCAGUGA
Messenger RNA from Kockovaella imperatae, 1260 nucleotides. RefSeq lists its product as hypothetical. The record is from RefSeq and is a predicted model, not a curated record. Gene Ontology annotation, molecular function: FAD binding. NCBI's taxonomy places the organism in Eukaryota, Fungi, Basidiomycota, Tremellomycetes, Tremellales, Cuniculitremaceae. The transcript is spliced from 9 exons. The coding region runs from base 1 to 1260 and encodes 419 amino acids.